UGAACUUAUGUGUGUGACGUGUGUGAUACAAACAUGUAAAACACCGUACAUGUCUUUAUCAUUUGAUCAGGAAAGUGUCUUGUUAUGGUAACAUAUCUAUUUGGGAGAUUCUGAUAUAUUAGGUAAAUAACUCUCAUAAAAUGUUCUCCGGCAUGUUAUGGAAGAGAGAAACAAUAUUUCGGUAUUAAAUAUUUUCACUAGAUCAUGUGUCUUUGGCGCGCGACCAUCCCCGUGAGCGGUGUUUCCGUGAAAGCACCGCCAUGCUACUUUUUUUUCCUUUGCGCAAUGCAAUUGUUGCCCUAUCAAAUAAACACCAGAAUUUGAAGCAAUGGAAGCAGAUUCAAUCCAUCAUCAUCACUUCUGGUCUCUACUCGUUACAAGACGCAAUUUUCCUCACCAAACUCAUCCAAUGCGCUCCAUUCUCUCAAACUCAAACUUCAUCUAUUCGCCUUCUACUCAACACCAUCCACACUCCCAACACUCGCCUGUUCAACAAGGUCAUCACAUCUUUCUCUAUCAGCUCUCACCCGGAAACAACACUUCUCUGUUAUGCAAAAAUGCGAGAAAAGGGCGUCGAACCAGAUAAACACACGUUCCCUUUGCUUCUCAAGAUGUUUUCAAAGUCUGUUAUGGUUCAUGACCCUUACAUGAUCUUCGCUCAAAUUUUAAAAUUUGGUUUUGAUUUUGAUCGUUUCGUUGGUAAUGCUUUGAUUUCGGCUUUUGGGUAUUCCGGGUUGAUGAAAAGUGCGUGCCGUGUGUUUGAUGAAAGUCCUGAGCAGGAUAUUGUUGCUUGGACUGCAUUGAUUAAUGGGUUUGUUAAAAAUGGUCUUCCUGGCGAGGCUCUUAAGUGUUUUGUGGAGAUGAGAUUGAAUGGUGCUGGGAUUGAUGGUGUUACUGUUGCUAGUAUUCUACGUGCUGCUGCCAUGAUUGGGGAUGAUUAUUUUGGAAAGUGUGUUCAUGGGUUUUAUGUGGCAGCAGGGAGAGUGAGUCUGGAUGGUUCGGUUUAUUGUGCUCUUGUGGAUAUGUAUUUGAAGUGUGGCCAAUGUGAAGAUGCCUGCAAAGUGUUUGAUGAGAUGCCUUACAGGGAUGUGGUGGCUUGGACAGUGCUGGUGGCUGGUUUUGUGCAAUGUAACAAAUACCAAGAUGCACUCUGUGUCUUCCAGAGGAUGUUGUUAGAUAAUGUUAUGCCGAAUGAAUUUACAUUAACUAGUGUUCUUAGUGCCUGUGCUCAUGUAGGGGCAUUGGACCAAGGAAGGUCGGUGCAUCGAUACAUAGACUGUAACAAGGUGAAGCUGAAUGUAGUUCUAGGGACGGCGUUGGUAGAUAUGUAUGCAAAAUGUGGGUGCAUAGAUGAAGCUUUAAGGGUGUUUGAAAACUUGCAAGUCAAGAAUGUGCACACUUGGACGGCAAUGAUUAAUGGGCUGGCUGUGCAUGGGGACACCUUAGGAGCAUUGAAUGUCUUUUCACUCAUGUUGGAAGGUGGUAUUCAACCUAACGAAGUUACCUUCCUUGGUAUUCUUGGUGCAUGUUCUCAUGGAGGCUUUGUAGAGGAGGGCAAAUGGUUAUUUGAAUUGAUGAUGCAUACUUAUCAUUUGAAGCCAAACAUGGAGCACUAUGGAUGCAUGGUUGAUCUCCUUGGUCGAGCGGGAUAUUUGGAAGAAGCAAAACAAAUUAUUGAUAACAUGCCAAUGAAGCCUAGCCCUGGGGUCUUGGCAGCUUUAUUAGGUGCUUGUGUGAGCCACAAAGAUUUCCUAAUGGGUAAACAUAUAGGGAACAUUUUGGUUAAUCUACAGCCGAACCACAGCUCUGGAUAUGCACUCCUGACAAACAUGUAUUCAAUGUGUCAAAACUGGGAAGCAGCGGCGCAGAUCAGGAAGCUCAUGAAAGGAAUGCAGGUGGAAAAGACUCCGGGAUAUAGUUGGAUAGAAGUGGCCGGCUCAGUUCACGAAUUUAAAGCAUUUGAUCAUUCACACAGCGAAUUAUCUGAUGUUUAUUUGAUGUUGGAGAAUUUAAUAUUGCAACUGAAACUGGUUGACCUAGAUCCUUGGAAUGGAGGCUUUGACCUUGCAUUUAACUCGGACGUAGGUUGAGUCCCAGAAGACUACAAUAUCUCUAGUGAUUUAAUAUUACAGCUCUCAGCGUGUGAUUGCAUGGAUGUGAAAGAUCUAUUAUUUUAAGAGAGGAUGAACAUGUAGAUGGUGUUGGGAACUGGCAAUGUACUAGUAAGUGACUAGUUUCUAAUGAUUAAACAGCUCUGCGUUCCUAUGUAUCUGGACUAGUUGUUACAUCUGAGCAGUUAGCCGAAACUCACAUGCACGGUUAAAAGUAACAUUAAUGACUGAUCCACAUUUAGUGUCCCUUAUCUUUUGCAUAACCGGAGAGAAAAAUCUAGAGAUUUUGAAGCCAGAAACCAUCAAGCUAAUCAUCCCUUUACACCCAAGGAAGUUAUAGUUAAAUGUUUUGGUGUGAAACCUGUGUUCUCUUUAUCAUAAAGCCAAACUAGAAUAAAAUUGUACUUGAUCCUUUCUCGAAUAUCGCUGAACAUGCUUUAUUCAUUAUCGCAGUUCAAGUAUGUCUUCCAUUUUCUUGUGUGGAAAUCUUCCCUGUCUCUGACAUCUCAUUCCGCGUGGUUGUGGUUGCAUGUUGAUUUCAGCAUCAGAUAUGACAAAUGGUUUCCAAAAGGCUAUGUUCCUAUCAGUCUCCUCUAUCGUGAAGAUGUGAUUCUGGAUUAAAAAGAUGAAACACUGCACAACUAAGAGCUACUAUGGAAUUAUGUCAUGUUGACUAUAGUAUUAGAAGAUAUGAAAAUAUCUUAUAUCUUAAUAUUAUCUUAGAGUAUCACUGAAUAUACUGUAGGAUUAAUUUCUGAGAUUAGAUUAUCUAAGACUAAUUUCAUAUUUUGUAGUUAUUAUCGUGAUUUGUUUCUCUAUUUUAUUAGGAUUUUGAGUCUUGUAUUGGAAUACAUAAGUGUUAGUGUUUAGUCCUGUUAUACCACCAACCAUAUUAAACCAUAAUCAUAUUUCAAAGUUUUUUUUA
Lathyrus oleraceus (garden pea) is the source of this 3036-nucleotide messenger RNA. RefSeq names its product pentatricopeptide repeat-containing protein At1g50270. The record is from RefSeq and is a predicted model, not a curated record. Gene Ontology annotation, biological process: RNA modification. The transcript has a single exon. Gene Ontology annotation, molecular function: protein binding; RNA binding. Lineage: Eukaryota; Viridiplantae; Streptophyta; Magnoliopsida; Fabales; Fabaceae. The coding region runs from base 261 to 2090 and encodes 609 amino acids.